Molecule: messenger RNA, 141 nt
Organism: Paraglomus occultum
Lineage: Eukaryota; Fungi; Glomeromycota; Glomeromycetes; Paraglomerales; Paraglomeraceae
Source: the annotation of a GenBank genome assembly
AUUGUGGGAAUAGACCAUGUCGGACCUUUACCAAAAUCGAAAGAAGGAUAUCAGUAUAUAAUCAUUGCUCAAGACUACCUCACAAAAUGGCCAAUAGCGGAACCAACCAAAACGACUAACCAAGACGAAGCGAUCAAAUUU